This is a messenger RNA of Ceutorhynchus assimilis (cabbage seed weevil), 2378 nucleotides long. NCBI's taxonomy places the organism in Eukaryota, Metazoa, Arthropoda, Insecta, Coleoptera, Curculionidae. The record is from the annotation of a GenBank genome assembly.
GUUAACGUAAAGCCGCUUGAAUGUACGUCCAAUACGCGAAUUCGGUUAUAAUCAAAGUAUAGGUAGAUAGAAUCAAGAGCUUCAUCAGCUAUGGAGAACUCCGCGUAUGUCCCCAAUUCGGGACACUUAAAUUCACCAGCUCUUGUUGUAUUUUCGCAAGCCGCCGGCGGUUUGCAAGAUGCUCUUCGGAUUCAAAGGCCAUUUAAUCCACAGUUUGUCAUGUCUGAAGCACAAAAAGAACUACAUCGUCCAUUUUCGGCAUCUUCUUUUGGUUUAAGACAUAUGGAGGCUUACAGUGGUAUUCCAGCUCAUAUUUUAAAUCACCUCCAACCCCAAUUUUUGCAUCCUGGCUUAUCCCUUGGUUCAGGGGCUUUUAGACCUCUGGCAGAUCUUAAAUCAUUUCCUUCUCCCUCAGCGUUUGCUCCUCCUAAAUGCUUGAAAAUUGAAACCACUGGCGACGGUAUGCACUCUGGACAUAACCAUGGCAUAUUUUCUCCAUCAGAAGAUCGCAUUUUGGGGCCUAGUCCUAGAGGAACAGAUUCUUGUUCUCCCGCCAGCACAUCUUUAUCUCCCCAACCGCUAAAUGCUUCUGUAAAAGAGGAGGCUUUGGAUAUUCAAAUGUCUGAGGAUGGAGAGCACCAUUCACGAACCACGGAUACCGAUUCACCGGGAAUUCAUGACGACAACAGAGGAUUCCGAAUGGGUCCUUUGUUUGGUGCAAGCUUUGGAACUAAUGGGCCGUACGCAUUUUCGGUUCCAGGAUUACCUCCAGCUGCACAUGCUCUCGCUAAAUCUGGAUUUCUUUUUGACCAUGAUUUAGUACUUAACAAAAAGAAAAGGGAUCCUUCCAGCUGCCCAGUUUGCGGUAUAACAAUAUCACCAGGAGAUCUCGAAGGGCAUUUCAUGCAAGAGUUGGAAAGACUGUACAAGCUCAGCGGCACAGGAAUAGCAGCGAGUAGAAAAAGAAAUGUAAGAGAUCCUGGAAGACCGCCGGCUUUACCAGGCGAUAGCGGACCAGAGGGAAGAUGGGAGACAUUUCAGCGAAUUAAAACUAACAGACAGGGUAGACUUAGAAUCAAAAUUCGCAAACGCAAGGCAGAUGAUGGGUGUCCAAUAUGUACUGGUAGACCUCACAGAACGCAGGAAGAAUUAAACUUGCAUGUUCAACAAUGCUCCAGAAAGGGCAUGCACGACGAUGAGGAAACUGUCGAUGUGGAAGGUGAUUCAGAAUUAGAGGAAUGGCAUGAAAGUCAAAGACAAAGAACAUCCUCUUUAGUUAGCGGAAUGUCCAAUAGAUCAACUAGAAUUACAGAAGUUGACAAUGAAGGAGACGAUCUAAUAGUUGAUGGAGACGAGCCAGAAGAAAGUAGUUUUGGACCCUCACAAUAUACAGAAUCUGAUGUUGUAAUGAAAGAGAUACGGGAAAAAGAUGGAGUGCAAUCUCAAGUAGCAACAGUUAAUUCUAGCGGCGAUGUAGAAAUUAAGCCAGAAUCACAAACAAAUCAGAAUGCCCAAAAUGGUCAACAGUGUGAUGUUAGCACAUCAGAUGCUGAACCAAGUAGCCGAAUGCAAUUAAUAGAAGAACUAAGAAUCCGCAUUAGAAAACUAGAAGCUGAAGCAACUGCAAAUGGGGAACAAACGUUGUCUAAUGAGGCUACCACUCCACAACCAGAGGAAUAUAGAUGUUUGAUAUGUUUGGAACAAUAUAAAAAGCCAGUUAUAUCAACAGUUUGUUGGCAUGUUCAUUGUGAGGAGUGCUGGCUCCAUACUCUGGGAAGCAAAAAAUUAUGUCCCCAGUGUAGUAUGAUUACAUCACCAACUGAUCUCAGACGAAUUUUUAUGUAAAUCAAUUCCGCUUUUUUCACCAACUGAUAUUCAAUUACUAAAUACAUAUUACUUAAUAAUGUAGAUGGUAACAGUCUGCACAAUUACUCAUCUGAUUAUUAUCAAUCGCACGUGUUAUCAAUAUUCUAUCUAUUUUAUUAUUAUCGACAUUGUUUCAUUCAACGUGGUAAUCAAAGUUCCGUUAUCAUCAAAAGCUGGAGCAACUUGUUGAUAUAAGAACAAAAUUAUUUGUCAUAAUCAAUGUAAAUUAAAAGAAGCCGACGAUAAGAAUUUUAAUUUUUUUUGGAUUAGGUAUAGGGCACCUACAAAUACUUUCAUAUGCCUACCUAUUAAAAAAAUCUCUGGCUUUGUUGGCUUUUUUGUUUUUUUUUUCUUUUUUUUUUGUAAUAUUUAAUAAUUAUUAUAUUAUGUAGGUGCCUAUCAUUAUUUCCAAAAAAUAAUCUUUAUAACUCAUGAUGUUUUGAAAACUAACCUACCGCCAAAAUAAAACUGAAUAAAAAUUCAAUUCAAUAAUAUUUUACUUACAAUUCAGA